CUCGGCUGCGGCAGCGGACUGCGGACUCAAGAUGCGCCCCAAAGAGCAGGGACAGGGCUGCGCCGGGGAUGGGCCGGGGUCCGGUUCCGGGUCCGGUUCCGGGCCCGGUUCCGGGGACCCAGCAACAGUUACCCCGGCUCCCCCGCCGGUAGCCAGUCCUACUCCAGAGCCCGAGCCCGCCCCCACGCAGGCACCGGGGACUGGACAGGGGACAGGUUCCCGAGCAGCCUCAGGAUCCCAAUCCGGAUCUCGCCCGGCCUCCCAGACUGGAGCCAAGACGGGAGCCCAGCGCCCAUCUGGCCAGUCCGUGCCUGACAACUCGGAUGCGCCGUGGACCCGCUUUAUAUUCCAAGGGCCCUAUGGUCCCAAGGCCACUGGCCUGGGGACUGGAAAGGCGGCGAGCAUCUGGAAGACACCUGCCGCCUACAUUGGCAGGCGUCCUGGGGUGUCCGGCCCUGCGCGCGCCGCAUUCAUUCGAGAACUGGAAGAAGCGCUCUGUCCUAACCUACCUCCAGUCAAGAAGAUCACCCAAGAAGAUAUCAAAGUGAUGUUAUAUUUGCUGGAGGAGAGAGAGCGGGACCUGAAUACAGCAGCUCGCAUUGGCCAGUCUCUGGUGAAACAGAACAGUGUUUUGAUGGAGGAGAACAGCAAGCUGGAAGCCAUGCUGGGCUCGGCCAGGGAGGAGAUUUUACACCUCAGACACCAGGUGAACUUGCGGGAUGACCUCCUUCAGCUCUAUUCAGACUCUGAGGAUGAGGACGAGGAUGAAGAAGAGGAGGAGGAAGAAGAGAAUGAAGAAGAGGAACAUGAAGGAGAGGAAGAGCGAAAGCAUGAUCAUCCCUAUGAUGCCCGCAAGCCGACCCCUCAGGAGGAGUCCCGGCACCACUGCCCACAGCUGGAAGCCCUGCAGAAGAAGCUGAGGAUGCUCGAGGAGGAGAACGACCAGCUAAGAGAGGAGGCCUCUCAACUGGACACCCUGGAGGAUGAGGAGCAGAUGCUCAUCCUGGAAUGUGUGGAGCAGUUUUCCGAGGCCAGCCAGCAGAUGGCCGAGCUGUCAGAGGUGCUGGUGCUCAGACUGGAGAACUAUGAACGGCAGCAGAAGGAGAUUACCCAGCUGCAGGCCCAGAUCGCGAAGCUGCAGCAGCGCUGCCAGUCGUAUGGGGCUGAGACUGAGAAGCUGCAGCAUCAGCUGGCCUCGGAGAAGGGAGUCCAUGUGCACCCCCAGGAAGAGGACCUGCGGGAGAAGUAUUCGGACUGCGGGGGUGUAGUGUUUGAGCGCCCGGAGGAGGUGAAGACCCUCCGCCAACAUGUUGUGGCACGCCCUGGCUCUGUCACCCACUAUGCGUACACUGUGCCUCUGGGGGCAAUUCCAAAUCUCCCACAGACCCUGGCUGAGGAGCUCAGAACGUCUCUAAGGAGGAUCAUUUCGGACCCUGCGUAUUUUAUGGGCAGGAAUUAUGGGAUGCCAGCACGGGAAACGUCCAACCUGGGAUAUGACCCCCGCUACAGGGAGGAGCGAGAGCAGGAGCAGGAAUUCAAGGCUGAGCAGGGCUUGAUGCCUGCAGAGAAUCUCAUGCCGCCUGAGGAUUUUGAGCCUGCAGAGGAGUUGGUGCCUGAGGAGGAGCUGGGGGCCAUAGAGGAGGUGGGGCCAGCUGAGGAAGGACUGUCGGAAGAUGCUGAGCUGGUGUCUGAGGACACUGAGGCCUGGGAGGAGGUGGAGCCCGAGGUGGAUGAGGCCACACGGAUGAAUGUGGUGACCUCAGCCCUGGAGGCCAGCGGCCUGGGCCCUUCUCGCCUGGACAUGAAGUAUGUCCUCCAGCAACUAGCCAACUGGCAAGAUGCCCAUUACAGGCGGCAGCUGAGGCAGAAGAUGCGCCAGAAAGAAGAGCUCUCCCGCGACGGCCUCCCUCCGACCAGCCGGACCAGCUGCAGAUCAUCCAGCCGAUGAGAGGGGAGGGUAGGCGAGCCUCCCAGUGCUCACUUACCCCACCCCGGCCCCACCCAGCGUGCUGAUUUGCAUGGACUCUGCAUAUCAUUUGCAUAGGUACCUCAGGUCCCCCUCAAGGGGAACUGUGGUCCCGAUGCUCGUUUUUGUGGAAUCUGCUUAGAAGUCCAGCUUUCCACCCACUUUUCUCCUGCGGGCUGGACUGGGGGUCAGGGCUGGGACUGUGUCCUCCCCCAGUGCUCCUCAGCUUCCUAUCUGUCCACCCCUCCCCCACCCUCGGCCCUACCCACUCUGUCCCCAGGGCUCCCCAACCCUGCGGCCGUAGGCCCAGUUGCUCACCCAGGACUGGAGGCUGGAGGAGGACAGGGCCAGCCACCCUCCCAGGGGCUGGGAGGAAAAGGGGCCUUUGGGGCCACUGAGGCAGGCCAUUGAUAUGAAGGCCUUCAGUAGCAAGGGCCACAGCUGGAGAAGUCC
Molecule: messenger RNA, 2419 nt
Organism: Ictidomys tridecemlineatus (thirteen-lined ground squirrel)
Lineage: Eukaryota; Metazoa; Chordata; Mammalia; Rodentia; Sciuridae
Gene: Hap1
Product: huntingtin associated protein 1
Biological process (GO): neurogenesis; vesicle transport along microtubule; neurotrophin TRK receptor signaling pathway
Cellular component (GO): dendrite; mitochondrion; cytoplasmic vesicle
Molecular function (GO): signaling receptor binding; myosin binding
Source: RefSeq, a predicted model, not a curated record